AUGAUCUCGAAGCCGACCAACGAGAUGAGCGGUGAAACGUACAAGCCAGCGUUCACAGAGCCGCCUGGCACGGUUUUGGCUGGCAUACCUGUGAAGGACCUGAAGUUGACGACGCCAUGGAUGUCGUAUGGCUUACCAUAUGAUCUUGCUGCUGCCAAGCACGUCUCUGAGACGUAUAACGCCUCCAGAGUAUAUAUCAUCGCUUCUGGCACACUUGCACGCAAGACCGACAAGGUCGAUCGACUCAUUAGUGCCAUCGGCAAGGAGAAUGUCGUAGGUCUGCGGAAGGGAAUUACGCCUCACACUCCAUGGACUGAGAUUCUGUCGAUCGCGAAGGAAUGCCGGGAGGCACAAGCAGAUUGUGUGGUCACCUUAGGUGCAGGCAGCACCACGGAUGGCGCAAAAAUCGUUGUCUUAUGCCUGGCGAACGACAUUGAAACUCCUGAGCAGCUUGCAAGGUAUUCCAUCGAGAGCACGAACAUCCCUCAGAAUGUUGCGCAACCUACAGUACCUCUCAUAACGAUUCCGACAAGUCUCUCAGGCGGGGAGUAUUACAGUCUCGCUGGCGGCACUGAUACCACAACAAACCACAAGCAUGGCUUCCUGCAUAGUGGGAUGGGAACUAAGCUUAUCAUUCUCGAUCCUGAUCUGUGCAAGACAACUCCUGAAUACCAUUGGCUCACCACGUCGAAGUCAGAUGCCAAGGCCGAGAAGGGACUUCGUCUGAUCGUGCCGGGCUUGUUGAAGUGCAAAGCAUCGUCAGACGAUGUUGCAGCGCGACAUCAAUGUCAGAUGGCCGUAAACCUCGCAAUGGAUGGCGUUCGUGCCGGCAUACCCAUGGGAGGUAGCCACGCUAUCGGUCACCAGCUAGGACCACUUGGUGUGGCACACGGCAUUACGAGCUGUAUCAUGAAUCCAGCAGUGAUGAAGUAUAACGUCAAGCAUGGGCAGGAUCCAGAGAUCCCGCGAAGGCAGCAAAUGGUUCGCGAUAUCCUUUGGUCAGAGCCUGAGAUUGAGCAGACCUUCAGAGCAGCCGGGCUAAAGCGCGACACCGCAGAUCUCGGUGACUUGAUGGAUUGCAUCAUCCGCGCAGUCGGACUGCCCAGAUCUCUGAGCGAGCUCAACAUUGGAGAAGAGCAGAUCUCAAAGCUGGCUGAAAGGGCGCUUCAUGACCAGUGGAGUCCGACCAAUCCAGUGCCAUUGUUAAAAGCUGAACAGGUGGCGGAGAUACUGCAAGCAGUCUUGUAG
Cyphellophora attinorum is the source of this 1248-nucleotide messenger RNA. Its product is annotated as Alcohol dehydrogenase 4. The record is from RefSeq and is a predicted model, not a curated record. Gene Ontology annotation, cellular component: mitochondrion. Bases 1 to 1248 code for a protein of 415 amino acids. Gene Ontology annotation, molecular function: metal ion binding; alcohol dehydrogenase (NAD+) activity. NCBI's taxonomy places the organism in Eukaryota, Fungi, Ascomycota, Eurotiomycetes, Chaetothyriales, Cyphellophoraceae. The transcript has 4 exons.